AUGGCGGGCGGUAACAUUGGAUCAACUGAUACCGGAAAUAGCAGCCGUCGCUCUUCCCCUGGCAUCGGUGCCAGCGCGAGUGGUGCGGGUGGUGGUGGAGGCGGUGGUGUUGGUCGGAGGGAUAAAUUGGGGGAAUCCUCGAGGCCUCUGAAAAGACGCUGUGUCAGUAAUGCAUGUAUCGCUUGCCGGCGUCGCAAGUCAAAGGUUAGCUUGAAUUGUCCUUUCUAUGAUAUCUACCCUCUGGCACCCCUUCCCUUCCCCGCCCCACCCUGCCCGUUCCCUUCCCUUUUCCUCGGAGGUCUCUGACGGGUGGAAAGUGUGAUGGGAAUACACCAGCCUGUGCGGCCUGCGCAUCCGUCUACCACACCGAAUGUGUCUACGAUCCCAACUCGGACCAUCGGCGAAAGGGAGUGUAUAAGCAGGAUAUCGACAAUCUGAAGACCCAGAAUACCACAUUACACACCCUGGUCGAGGCGAUUCUGAAUUACCCCGAGGAUAGGGUAUUUGAUUUGGUCAAGCAGAUUCGAACAUGUGACUCACUUGAGGAUCUUGUUGAGAAUAUAGUCGCGGAACAGAACGCAAAUGUGGACCCGGACGGAGAAUCACCGGGUAGUGUGGCAGCGGAUGAGCACCAACAGGGGGCCGAGGUUGGCGGGGACCGACCCAUCAGCCUGGAGGCUGAACUCAGUGGGAAGAUGGGCCGACUGAGGGUUGAGGACGGUCAGGUAAGAUUUAUUGGAGCGACGUCGAAUCUGUUAUUUGUGACGCCAACGUCGUCUUCAACGGAAGACGAACAGAGCGAGAUUGAGGGGAGACACAGUUCAGCGAUCGGUAGGAGCAUAGACAUUGGCGAGAAGGACCCGAUAACCACAUGGACUACAGUGACACAGGACCCAGCGUUGAUUAAUCAUCUUGUACGGAUGUACUUCGCCUGGCACUACCCCUAUUUCACGACUCUGAGCAAGGAUCUAUUCUACAAAGAGUUUCUCCAGGGGAAGAAUCAAUCUAGGCCAUCUGGUAUAAAAUACUGUACCUCGCUCCUCGUGAAUGCAAUUCUAACCCUCGGCUGCCACUUUACAUGUGUCGCCGGGUCCCGGGCGAACCACAAUGAUCCGGCUACAGCUGGGGAUCACUUUUUCAAGGAGGCGAAGAGGAUGAUUCUUGAAAAUGACGAGCACGAGGUUCCCCGACUAACAACGGUACAGGCGCUGGCUCUGAUGAGUGUUCGCGAGGCCGGUUGCGGAAGGGAGGCGAGGGGCUGGGUAUAUUCUGGGAUGAGCUUUCGGAUGGCGAUGGAUCUUGGGUUGCAUCUCGACCCUAGUUCCUUGAAAGAUGGGGUGGGCUUGGGUUCUGGAAUAACCGAUGAGGAGCUUGAUGCUAGAAGGGUUACGUUCUGGGGAUGCUACCUGUUUGACAAGUGCGUACUCUCGCCCGCGGGGGGGGGGGAUGAAAUAAGCUUAACUGACGCAAUGGUUAGAUGCUGGAGCAAUUACAUGGGUCGUAUGCCACAACUCCCAUCGUCGAUGGUUACCGUGCCAAAACCGGACGUAUUCCCAAGCGAAGAUUCGGACAAUUGGCUUCCGUAUACUGAUUCGGGGGUCUCAACGAUUAAUCCGCAACCCUCGCGUAUCAGGGCGGUAUCGUUACGGAUCUCAAUGCUGUGCGAAAUAAGUAAUGACGUGCUCUUGAACUUCUACGAUUCAACCCCUGGCUCUAAUACUAGUGGCGUGGUGGAAUUCGCCGCAACUACUAUCCACCGCAUUCAACAAGCGGGGAAGAAUGGGGUUCAGGCCGAAUUUAAGAAGCUCGGUGAGCUUUUUGCAAGAUUGGAGGAUUGGCGGAAGAAGCUUCCGGGUGAACUUGAAGCUAAGGAAGGCAGCCUUCCGAGUGUGCUUCUAAUGCAGUAAUUAUCCUAUACCUCCCAGGAUGUAUCACUCGGGGCGAUAAGCUGAAGUUUACUAGCAUGUUCCACCAAACAUUGUACAUUCAUCUUUUCCGGCCGUUCCUAAAGUCAUCCGCAGCGACGAAUAGCACGCUUUCCCAUUUGGACCCCCGGAAGGCAUGUCUUGCCGCGGCGACGAUGAUUUCGAAGUAUCUACGCUUUUACAAACGCCGAUAUGGCCUCCGGCAAAUUUGCAAUGUCGCCGGGUACUUCAUCCACUCGGCUUGUACCAUACACCUCCUCAACCUUCAGCAAAAGGCUGCCAAGAGGGAUAUUGUGCAGGGCCUUAAAAGCCUCGAGGAAAUUGGAGAAUGCUGGCUCGUCGCAAAGAGAGCGCUAGUUAUUGUGGGAGUAUUCGUCAAACGACGAGGAAUCGAGUUACCAGAAGAAGCCGAGGGUGUUCUGAAGCGAUGCUGGAGGGAAGGGAGACGCUUCGGUCUCGGUGCACAGGUCGACAAAGUACUUAGCACCGCAACCAUCGUCAAGCAAAACUUCGAAGACCCAUUACCGCCGCCAAAGCCACUUACAGGUGCCGAUGCGUCCGAUCUAACCCAACCUACUCAGCCUUUACCCUCCCGCCCUCACCCACCGGCUUCCCCACAGCACCGGAAAUCAUUCCCAACACAAUCCCCGCCUCCGCCUCCUCCUCCCCCUCCCCAGCCAAUCCCUCGAUCGUCGCCCCAGUCCUUCCCAACCCGCUUCUACUCCGACCACCCGCAACUCGCAUACUACACUUCCCCACCCCCGAACCCGCAAUACCUCCCCACAGCCGCCCCGAUAUCCCCUAGCAGCUGUGCUUCCACGGGAACCCCGAGAAGUGAACUUUUGCCGGAAUUCGGUAUUGACCAGGGGCUUUUGGACCAGUGCGAGCACUGGUGGUGGCGGGAUACUACUGAACUUGCGAAUGAGAUGGCGGUUGACACGCCGGCUUGGCCUGGGGCUAAUGGAUUGGCUGCGACGGGGCAGGGGUCGGGGUCGAGGACGGGAGAGUUUGAUGGGGUGGGGACGGGAGGUUUUGGCGAGGAGUGUGAGUGA
Molecule: messenger RNA, 2977 nt
Organism: Tuber aestivum (summer truffle)
Lineage: Eukaryota; Fungi; Ascomycota; Pezizomycetes; Pezizales; Tuberaceae
Source: the annotation of a GenBank genome assembly